AUGGUAAAAAAUCAUAACAACAAAAUAAUUAUAUAUUCUGGUCAAACAGCUGAUAAAUUCAUUAUCAUCAUAUUAAUCAUGGCCGAUUAUUGGAAAUCAUUACCGAAAAAAUAUUGUGAUUUUUGUAAAUGUUGGAUCACCGAUAAUAAAGCUAGUCGAGAUUUUCAUGAAAGAGGAUUUCGUCACCAGGCAAAUGUUCGUCGUAGAGUUCAUGAUGUAAAUCCAAAAAACACUUCCAUUCAAGAACGUGAACGGCAAAAAUAUCAAAAUGAGAUGCUCAAAAUUGAAGCUGCUGCAUUGAAAUCGUUCAAGGCGAACGACGUAUCCCGUGAUUCAUCAUUAACAUCGGAAUUCGCUACAACCAAAUCGAUAGCAUCUCAAAUUAUUCGUCCAUCCACAGAAAGACCAGAAAGUAAAGUUAUUACGACCAACAGGUUUGGUGAGGAUUUCGAUAAUGUUGAAUCGCAAACUCUGGCCAAUGGAAAACGACGUGCACUCGAAACUAUAGCCAAAUCAUUUGAAAAGAAAAGUAAAUGGCUUGAAGCUAAAACUUCCGAUGGUGAAUCUUAUUAUUGGAACAAAGAAACAAUGGAAACACGAAAAGAUCCACCAAAAUCUGGAUUUCUAAGCAUUUUGGAGCAGGAACAGUUUAAAAUGGCUGCUCAACAGGCUGGUCCAUCUACAAAGGAUGAUAAUAAUGAUGAUGAUGUCAGACCAGGAGUAUAUCGGAUUGAUCCAUACGGUGGAUGGAGAACGGUAGAUAAAUAUGAUACAUCCAAAAUGGUCGAUCUACAGUUGCCUGGACAAAAUGUAGCUCAAAUCGUAGCCGAUAUUGAACAAACCAAACAAGAAGAAGAACGUGAAUCACGCAUUGGGAAACGCCCUGCAUUUGAAUUUGAAGAACGAACUGUCGAAAGUUUGGAUACAAAAAAAUUGAAACAAUCAACAACAAAUGAUAAAACCAUAAACAUUGGUUUCAAACAAAGAAAACAAAGACCAUUACAUCGACAAAAUAUUCGUAAUCGAACCAAUCUUGAUAAUUGAAACUUAUGUUUUUCAUCCUAUUUGAAACAUGUAAAAUAUCAUUUUUUUCCAUUCCAUUUGUACAAAAUAAAAAGAAUUUUUUUUUUUUUUAAUUGU
This is a messenger RNA of Dermatophagoides farinae (American house dust mite), 1140 nucleotides long. The record is from RefSeq and is a predicted model, not a curated record. Lineage: Eukaryota; Metazoa; Arthropoda; Arachnida; Sarcoptiformes; Pyroglyphidae.